GUGAGCAGUCACGGUGGAGGUAGAGUGUGGCUGCUGUAGGGCAGGUGGAGGUAGAGUAUGGGCCUGUUGCUUUAGCUGCUUGAGGCGUUUUAGAUAAGAACAGAUGCGGGUAGGGUGUCUCUGAGGUGAGUGCACCUGCGCACUAGGACCCUGCCGGUUGGGGCAGGGUGCGGGGAGGGGACAGGGGACUGGUGUGUUAUAAAAGAGCCAGCCUGCACAAAAGUGGACGCGGUUGGCUUGGCUCCCAACACAACCUGAGCCCAGCUGCAGUGAGGAGGAGUCUACAGGUGAGGAGGAGUCUGCAGGAAUUUGAGAUGCUGAGUUAUGGAUGUGGAGGGAUGGAAAGCCAGAACCCCUGGGGUUCCAAGUGCAAGGGAGUGUGGGGCCUGGACAUCUGAGUCCCCAGCACAGGAGGCCCUUCCUCUGUGGCAGCCACAGAGACUCAGACAGGACACAUGGCAGGUCCCCUGCUCCAGCCCCUGCUGCUCCUACUGCUGUCCUUCGCCCUGGGAUCUGCUGGACAAGAAGCCCACGGCAACGGGGAAAGGAUUGUUAAUGGAGCGCCGUGCUCAAGAGGCUUCCACCCCUGGCAGGUGGCCCUGAUGCGCGGCAGGGACACGCAGUGCACGGGGGUGCUGAUCCACGCGCAGUGGGUGCUCACCGUGGGCCACUGCCGACAGCUUGCCUACAACGUGCAAAUGGGCAGCGAUGUGUUGAAUGACCCCAACGCCCAGGUGAUCAGGGCCACGGAGUCCUUCGUCUACCCCCAGUUUGACGGCGCCAAGAAGGUGCAUGACAUCAUGCUUGUGAAGCUGAGCCGCCCGGCCACGCUGUCAUCCACCGUGAGGACACUCGCCAUUUCUCCCAAAUGCACGAGCCCUGGGACCACGUGCUUGGUUUCCGGCUGGGGCAGCACCACCGGCAGCCCUUUUGAGACCUAUCCAUCAGAGCUCAUGUGCACAAAUGUCACCAUCAUCCGCCUGGAGGACUGCCGGAGGCACUUCCUGUACCUGAAGAGGCAUUACAUGGUCUGCGGUGGCACCCACACCAGCAACACCAACGCCUACGUGGGGGACUCAGGGGGACCACUGGUGUGCAACGGCGCCCUGCGAGGCCUAGUGUCCCGGGGACCUUCGACUCCAUCCCUGAACCCCGUUGUCUUCACGGCAAUAUGCAGAUACACCCAAUGGAUAGAGGACACCAUGAGAAGAUAUUCCUAAUCGAUCAUACGCCCAUCUCGCUUCCUAUACCCUGAACAGGAAACUCACAGAAAUAAAGCAUCAAUGAUAUAAAAUCA
Myotis myotis is the source of this 1297-nucleotide messenger RNA. RefSeq names its product kallikrein-7-like. Lineage: Eukaryota; Metazoa; Chordata; Mammalia; Chiroptera; Vespertilionidae. Gene Ontology annotation, biological process: positive regulation of antibacterial peptide production; proteolysis. The transcript is spliced from 7 exons. The record is from RefSeq and is a predicted model, not a curated record. Gene Ontology annotation, molecular function: serine-type endopeptidase activity. The coding region runs from base 456 to 1220 and encodes 254 amino acids.